Messenger RNA from Physeter macrocephalus (sperm whale), 768 nucleotides. RefSeq names its product mitochondrial matrix import factor 23 (gene MIX23). The transcript has 6 exons. Lineage: Eukaryota; Metazoa; Chordata; Mammalia; Artiodactyla; Physeteridae. Gene Ontology annotation, cellular component: mitochondrial intermembrane space; mitochondrion. The coding region runs from base 284 to 652 and encodes 122 amino acids. The record is from RefSeq and is a predicted model, not a curated record.
GUUUGUCCAAUAUGGCGGCGCCCAGUAGCGGUGUGAACUGUGAGGAGUUCGCCGAGUUCCAGGGAGUGAUAUUCUUGAAGAUAAUCUCAACAGAUUGAAUUAUUUGACAAACAUCAUUUGGUCAAAGAAGUUUCUGUGGAGUCUUUCCAGCAUUAUAUACCCUUUUCACCACUUCAGCUGCGCAGAUUAGAUCAGCACAACAGCAGCAGACUUCAAAUGUGAUCAAAAUGCCUAACAAAUACAAAUAUUUGUAAAAAUCUUAAAUAAGGAAUUACUCAAGGUGAUGAGGACGAUUGAUGACAGAAUAGUACAUGAAUUAAACACUACGGUUCCAACAGCUUCCUUUGCAGGGAAAAUUGAUGCCAGCCAAACCUGUAAACAACUUUAUGAGUCUUUGAUGGCGGCUCAUGCCAGUAGGGACCGAGUCAUAAAAAACUGUAUAGCUCAGACCUCAUCAGUAGUAAAACAGCUCCGAGAAGAGAGAGAAAAGAAUUCGGACAAUUUAACUUUAUUAAAGCAACUUAGAAAAGAACAGACAAAGUUGAAAUGGAUGCAGUCAGAACUGAAUGUUGAAGAAGUGGUAAAUGACAGGAGCUGGAAGGUGUUUAAUGAACGCUGCCGAAUUCACUUCAAGCCUCCAAAGAAUGAAUAAAAAGAUACUUUUUUAAAAAAAGGACUGGGUCAUCUCAUAAGAGUUAAGCAUGACGGACAUCAACAUGGUGGGCUUCCUAGGAAGAUUUCUGAGCCAACAGUCCAAGACCUUUUGUU